GCGCGGCCACGUCACGGCGCGUGCGCUCUCCGCGCGCCGGCAACUGCCGUGUGGACGUUACCCUCUCCGCGUGCUGGUUUCCUUGGAGACCGAACCGGCCCUGGAGGCCGGGACAGGCAACGACGAGGCUGAGUUCCUGGAGAAGCCAAGAUGCCGCCGAAGAAAAAGGACAAACGGAAAGGGCAGGGCAAGGGCAAAGGCAAAGACUCUAAGAAGAUGAUAAGACCAGAAGAUAUUGUGGUGGAACAAGCCAAGGCCAAUGCCUCUCUUUGGGAGGCUAGGUUGGAAAUCACUGAACUCUCUAGGAUUGAGUAUCGUGAUACUUCUCGGAGACUGGCCAAAAGUAAUGAGGACUUAAAGAAACUGCAGUACAAAAUGGAAAAAGACACCAUGUCCAUAUUAAGCUACCUGAAGAAGCAGGAUCAGGAAAAAGAUAAUAUGAUUGAAAAGCUAAAACAACAACUGGCUGAGACGAAAGAAAAAGCUCAAGAGGAGAAGGAAAAAUUAGAACAAAAGCAUACUACACAAAUAAAUGAGCUGGAGGGACAGUUCCAUCAAAAAGCCAUAGAAAUUGGCAUGAUUCAGACAGAGCUAAAAACAAUAAAACAAUUCCAGAAGAGAAAAGUUCAAGUGGAGAAAGAAUUAGAUGAUCUGAAGGAAAAUUUAAGAAAUACAGAGAAGAAACAUCAGGAAUCUCUUAGCAGAUUGGAGAGCAGAUUUUUUGAAGAAAAGCACCGACUAGAAAAAGAGGCUGAAAAGAAGAUAGUAACGCUGGCAGAGAGAGCCCACCAUGAAGCUGUGACGCAAUUGAAUGCUGCUGGAAGAAAUGUUUUUAAAGAGAAUAUUUGUCUCCAGAAAGCUCUCACAUACCACCUGAAGGAAGCUGAUGCUCUACAAAAAAACUCUGAGAAGUUGCAAGAGAAUCAUACUUUCCUUUUACAUCAAAAGGAGAUCAAUGAUCUAUUGAUUAAGGAAAAGAUUUUGCAACUUACCCAGCAGAGAACACAAAUCCAAGUUCUUCGAAAGAAGGUGGUAAACUUGGAGAAGGCUUUGAGUUUUAUGACCAAAGAGUUUGAGACUGAAGUUUCAAAACUGCAGCAACAGGCAAUUAUAGAGAACCAAGCAGGUCGGGGGGAAAUUGACAAGCUGCAACACCUUCUUCAGCUGAAAGACAAGGAAAUGAAUCGUGUGAAGAAGCUGGCCAAGAACAUCCUGGAUGAGAGAACAGAAGUGGAAAGAUUCUUUUUAGAUGCUCUACAUCAAGUGAAGCAACAGAUCUUACUCAGCAGAAAGCAUUAUAAGCAGAUAGCACAAGAUGCUUUCAAUGUAAAAAUGAGAAAGGCAUAUGCAGGAAAAACAGAAUAUCCUCUAAUCAGGACAUUUGAUGGCAGAGAACACAGCACCAAUAGUGUGAAUCAGGAUCUUAUGGAGGCUGAAAAAUGGACAAGUACUGAAAGAAAUGUGGAUAUUGCAGAUUUGACCUGGGAGCAGAAGGAAAAAGUCUUGAGAUUGCUCUUUGCAAAAAUGAAUGGUUUUAUUCCUAGGAAAUACAACCAGUCUUCUAGGACUUCAGUUCCAGAUUUCUUUGUUUCUGACAGUAGAGAAUUGAAAGGAUUUGGGGAUGAAAGUAAACUUCAAGAUCAAACCUUUAUCACCCAGCAAGUUGAAGUAUCAGACUCUAGUGAAAUGACAUCAUCCAAUACAAAAGGAUCUCAGGAGUCCAAGAAAGUAAGGAGUCUGUAAUCUAAUUGAGUGAUACAUACAGCUAUUACCUUUCCCCAUGCAGCUUCUUGCUAACCCUUAGUUGUUUUCUCUACUGGCUAUCUAGGAGCUUUCAGGGAUCAGUGAAAUGAAUAACAAAUAGCACUAGUAUGAGAUACUAGAAAUUUUUAUAAUAAUCACACUAACGCUGGAAAUACAAAAUACAAAUGGAUAUGUAUCUCUUUUAGUGUAGAAAACCUGUAGAUUACCUUUGAAAUAAGUAGCCUACUGGUGUGGUGGCAUACUCCUGUAAUCCCAGUGUCUAGGAGGUUGAAGCAGAAAGAUCAAAGUUCAAGGCCAGCCUCAGAAACUUAGUGAGGCCCUAAGCAACUUAGUGUGAGACACCUGUCUCAAAAUAAAAAAUAAAAAGAUCUGGAGAUGUAGCUCAGUAGCAAAGCACCCCUGCCAGUACCAAAAAAAAAAAAAAAAAAAAAAGGAAAAGAGCAGUAUAGUCAAAAUGUAUACUAUCUGUUAUAUAAACACAAACAUAAUGACAUUACUCUUAACUUUGGACAUAGGGUGAGAAGUCUAUGUCCAAGUCACUACAACCUAGGGGACAAAAGCAUUAUAAGGAAUUAUGGCACCAUUAAAAGAAAAAAGACAGAUUUCUUUCUUUUUAGGAGCUUUUUAUUUGUAAUUUGUUAUGAAUAAUCAAUUAGCAGAAUGUACAAUCUGAGAAAGUUCAAAUGAAGCCAUAUCAGAUCAAAAAAGAGAAAAAUAUUGAAUUCUUUAGUUGCUACUAACAUGAACACAACUGUACACUUUUGAAUAGCAAGUAGUUAGCCAAAUGAGUUUAUUCCAAUGAGAGCAACACAAUUCUGAUUAGUCAGUAUUUUUUAAAAAGUGAUUUUCCUUAAAUGUAAGGAAAAUGUUAGGAAUCUUCGUGGUUAUGUUUAAUUCCACUUGGAAUUUAGGCAAUAAUAAAUUUUUAUUCAACCCAGUCUGAAGUUGUUGGAUUGUAUUAAAUAUCAGCUGUGUUUUAUAAGACAGAAAACAAGGGGCAAUUGUAUUCUCAAACUAUAAAUUUCUAUUGCCUCACUUGUAGGGAGGCAGAAAAAACAAACAAAAACCCAGAGUAAGGUUCCAAGUGUAUUUUGUUUCAGUCACCUUAAAUUAUUGAAGGUUCUGACAUUCUAUCCAUGCACAACAUUUUCAAAGUACUUCACACUCCAUAACUCCCCAUGGAGUAGGGUAGCACUAAAUGACUUAUGGAGAAACAGAAAAAUAAAUGAUACCAUCUGGCUAAGGGAUUAUGCCAUCAGAGCCAGAAGUCUUCCCCUAGUUCAGAGAGCACAUUAACUUCAAUUCUAAUUUCAAGAUUAGAUAUAGUGGCACAUGCCUGUUGGACUCAGGAGGACAAGACAGGAGGAUUGCAAGUUUAAGCCAAGCCCCCCAAAUUUAACAAGACCCUCAGCAACUUAGUAAGACCCUGUCUCAAAAUCAAAACUAAAAAGGACUGGGGAUGUAGCUCAGUGGUAAAGUAUCGCUAGGUUCAAUCCCAUCUGCCACCAAAAAAAACAAAAAGACAUAUCAAAGAAACAAAGGUUAAAGGCAGCUGAAUUAACCGAAGACUGUCAAAGCAUUUCUUCUUCACUAUUUUAAGUAAUGAAAAAUUUAGAAAUUUAUUAGGCCCUAAUCAAUCACAUGAGGAGUUCUCUCAGUAAAAAGUAUCACUAAUGAGAAAUCCAGGCAAAAAGAAAGAGUAAUAUAUAAAAUUUGGUAAGCCAGGUAUGGUGGCUGGCACAUGCCUGUAAUUCCAGUGACUCAGGAGGCUGAGGCAGGAGGAUUGCAAGCUCAAAGCCAGCCUCACUAACCUAGUAAGGUGCUAAGCAACUUAGUAAGACCUUGUCUCAAAAUAAAAAAUAAAAAUACCGGGGACAUGGUUCAGUGGUUAAGCACCCCUGUGUUUAAUGUUUGGUACCAAUAAAAUAAAAUAUAUUUUUUUAAAAAAUUGGCAAAUAAUAGAAUAUAUGACUUGUUUAAGGCAAGAAUCUAACAUGGUUUUGUGGGUGGAACCCUCCUUGAUUUCUGGGUCUAAAAUAACUUUUGAAAGAAUUUUCUAAGAAAAUUAUUGCAUCUGAAUUAAUGACUGAAGUACUGAUAAAUGAUUGAAGUAACUCUGACAAUUAACAUUUGGCACAUAAAACAUUGAUUUAUCCAUUGUACACUGAGGUAUUCUUGAGAUUUGAUUUUAAGAAGCAGGAACCAGAACAAUUAUAGAAUUAGUGGUCAUGAAUCACAGGGACAACAAAGUGGCAUUGAGCAGAAAAGAAAGCAGUGAUCACAUUGUUAGGAUAAAUAGAAAUGGAUUAUACCUAUGUAGUGAGGGAAUGGGCAAGCAGCUCAGGAAAUCUUGGCAGAGGGGUUUUGCCCACUGGCACUGAUGAAGGGCUGUGUUUAAAGCUCCACAAGAGGUUCAUGAACUAGUUCUGUCCUGUUUUCUCAUCCAAGGGUUCUUCACUGACCUUACCCUCCUUCGGGUCAUUAAGAAAAGAGGAAAAGGUUUUAGAAAACAGAAAACUAAGCUCUUAUUCCAGAUAGCAUUAUAGUUACAAGAGUUGCCUUCAAAGCAGAAAUAAGAAGAGCAAGUUAGUGUUACACUAGGGGUCUCCCAACAGCAAAUUUGAAGGGGCCAAGAGUCCUGAGAAAGAGUUGAACAACAACAUAUUCUAAUCCCAAGCAUCUGAUCUGAGCAAAGUUGACAAAUGAAGUCGGUCAAGAGUGAAGGGAGAUUUCUCAGGACAACUGAGUCUUAGAGAAACUUAGUUCUAACGGCCCAUGGUAGGCAUGACUACAGCAGGUGAGGAAAGAGUAGCAUCUUCUUCUUUCCAUUGAGAAGUGAUGGUCUUUAGCUGAGUGUAGAACUGGAUGCCCUAAAGACAGCAAAGAAAAUGACGAAAGAGAGUUAACAUAUACUUCUGGUGGAGAAAGUCAUGAUUCUUCUUUGAAAGGACUUUUCAAGGUUGUUCUUUGAGUGCUACUCGUGUUCCUAUUUGAGCAACAGGUGCAACCAAAAUCCAAUGUGUUGUUUAUGAGAUAAUUUAAAAAAUAAUACAAUAUUGGACACAAGAGUAAAUAGUUCAUCCUUAGCCAUUAUUACUAUGCUGAAAUUAGAAUUUAUAAGCUAAGAGUGUCUAAAUGGAAAAAUAGGACAUGUAAUCUGUUAAACUUGCAGGUCAUUCUAUUAUAUUUUUCUUUUUCUUUUUUUUUUUUUAAUUCUGAUGCGCUGGGAAUUGAACCCAGGGCCUCAUAUGUGCUAGACACGUGCUCUGCCACUGAGCCAGAUCCCUAGCCCCUUGCAGAUCCUUCUGUUGCAGAGCUGAAUAACAUGUGCCCAUGUCAAUAGAUUUAACUCAAAUCAUGCCUCUACCCUUAUUUUUUGUUAUUUGUUUGUUUACUUUGCAGUACUGGAGAUUAAACCCAGGGGUAUUCUACUGCUGGUCUCCAUUCCUGCCCCCUUUUUGAGACAGGGUCUCACUAAAUUGCCAGGCUGGCCUCAAAUUUUCAAUCCUCCUACCUCAGCCUCCUGAGUUGCUGGGAUUAUAGGUGUGUUCUAAUGCACUGUCCUGCAUGACCCUUACUAACUGUAGCUUGACCUUGAGUCUGAUUGACUUAACAUGCACACUAUAGCAAUGUUGUAAGGAGAAAAUGAAUGACAUACAAAAAUAUUGUAGCAAAGUUACUACUGCUCAACAAUUGUUAGUCAUUCUUUCCUUCCCAUGAAAAAGAAGAAGGAAUAGAGUAGGAAAUAUAUGUUAGGCCAUUUCUGAUAACUGUGUGAUAAUGAGCUUUCUAUUGUAGAGACAACAGAGUUUCUGUAGCAAAUCAAUGGUUUAACAAGAAAAGAAACAUUGCAAGGAGGGAGAGGCCAAGGAGAAGCUGCUUUAGAUUAAAUAAAGAGACGUAAGAAGUUAAAAAUGAGAGGGGUGGGGAGGGGGGAAUAUAUUGUGCAGAUAUAACACUUAUAAAAUUAUUAGCAAACUAGAAAGAUGGAAAAAAACUUCCUUGAUUGAAAUGCUCUUAUAGAAUUAUUUGACAAAAUCUGGGCCAUUUUUUUUAAUACUCUUUUUUAAAAAAUACCUUUAUUGGGCUGGGGUUGUGGCUCAGCGGUAGAGCACUCACCUGGCACACUUGAGGCCCUGGGUUUGAUCCUCAGCACCACAUAAAAACAAAUAAACAAAAUAAACGUAUUGUGUACAACUAAAAAAUAAAUAUUAAAAAUAUAAAAAUAAAUAAUAAAAAUAAAAUAAAAAUACCUUUAUUUAUGUAUUUUUAAGUGGUGCUUAGGAUCGAAUCUAGCAUGCCUCGCACGUGCUAGGCAAGUGUGCUAUUGCUGAGCCACAACCCUAGCCCCAAUCUGGGCCAUUUUAAUAUGUUGAAAACAAAUUUCAAUAUAAAGAUACAACCCUUUUUUUUUUUUUUUUUGGUACCAUGGAUUGAACCCAGGAAGCUUAACCACUGAACAAUAUCCCCAGCCCUCUUUAUUUGUAAAUUUGGAGACAGGGCCGUGCUAAGUUAUUUAGGUCCUUGCUAAGUUGCAAAAGCUGGCUUUGAAUUUGUGAUCCUCCUACCUCAGCUUUCUGAGUUGCUGGAACUACAGGUAUGUACCAUCACACCCAGCAAACAUACAACUAAUUUUUACAAUUUCCUUUUUGUUUUUGAGACAAGGUCUUGCUCUAUUGCUGAGACUAGUUUCAAACUCCUGGGCUUAAGUGAGCCUCUUGCCUCAGAUUCCCAAGUAGCUGGGACUACAGACAUGUGCUACCAUGCAAAGUUUGACUUUCAUAUUUUAUUAUGUAAAGUAAUACUUUCAUAUCUUCUUUCCAAAAUGCCAAGUAGCAUUUAAUAACAUAAAGAUUUAAGAAUUCAACCAUGUAUUCAUUUUUUUCCUCCAAAGAAGCCUAUCUUACCCCAGCGUAUUUAUAGUAAUUAAACCAAGAUGGCAGUUUGUGGGAGGAAAAAAACUAUUUUUUAAAAAUAUUUUUGGUUGUAGAUGGACACAAUAUAUUUUAUUUUUAUGUGGUGCUGAGGAUCCAACCCAGUGCCUCACAUGUGCGAGGGAAGCAAUCUACCACUGGGCUACAAUCCCAGAUUGAGAAAAAAAAACUAUAGUUUUACCGCUUCCCUUAUAAGAAAUGCUUGUUACUAGUAUCAAACUACAGAUGGUCUAUGAUUUGCUAUUUUUCCAUAUUAAGAUGGUGCAAAAGCAAUGUGUUUUCAAUAGAAAUUGUACUUCAAAUUUUGAUCCCUUUUUGGGCUGCAAUAAGCAAUAUGAAUUAUCAGCCCCAAGCCCAUGAGGGUUGAAUAUUCUGUUGUUUUAACUAUGAUGUUCAGUAGAUUAGGUGUAUGAUAUUUUUAACUUACGAUGGGUUUAUUGGGAUGUAAUCCUAUCAUAAGUUGAGGAGUGUCUAUAGACACUUAUGUAAGGUAAUACUUUCUUAACUAGUUAGCCGUAUCUUAAGCAUAUAGCCAUAACUAUCAUAUCUAUUGGAUAAUGUUUAAUUAAUUUUAAAUUUUAAAUUAUUAGACAGGGUCUCAUUAAGUUGCCCUGUCCUUGAACUUGCAAUCCUCCUACCUCAGCCUCAUAAAUCACUGGGAUUACAGGUGUGUACCACCAUGCCUGGCUUCCAAAAAGAAAUCACCUCUAAUCACCAUUAUCCCUUUCUUUGAUGCUAGGUAGUAUGCCUCAUGUGUUUCCAUUGCACAUUGAAAAGUGUUUGAUACAAAGAAGGUAUUUUUUGUGUGUGUGUGUUUGGUGCUGGAGGUUGAACCCAAGUCUUUGUGCAUGCUAGGUAAAUACUCUACCACUGAGCUAUGCCCCAGCCCUGAAUAAAAUUUUUGAUACAUAAACAAUUAUUACAGGAAAAAUAUGUGCAAUGGGAACACAUGAGGCAUACUACCUAGCAUCAAAGAAGGGGAUGAUGAAGAUUAGAAGUGAUUUAUUUCUAGAAGAAUAGCAGAGAAAAUGGCAAAUACAAAGGCCUGGACUUGCCAGGCAUGGUUGUGAAUGCCUGUAAUCCCAGCUACUCAGGAGGCCGAGGCAAGGAGGAUUGCAAGUUCAAGGCCAGGGCAACUUAAUGAGAUCCUGUCUCAAAAAAAUAGGCUGGGGAUAUAGUUCAGUGGUAAAGCACCUCUGGGUUCAAUCCCUAGUACUACAAAAACAAAAAUAAACAAAACAAGACAAAACAAAACCCACCAAAACAAAGGCCUAGACUUCCUCAUGCUGUUUUCCCCCAACUUUUUUGCCUUAAGUUGUUCAAGAAUAAGCAACUUUGUUAACGUUUCAUUAACUUUUUAAAAUUUUUUUAUUCUUUUUUAGUUAUACAUGACAGUAUAAACCAUUUUGAUAUAUUUACACAAGCCUGGAAUAUAUUCUAAUUAGGAUCCCAGUCUUAUGGAUGUACACACGAUGGUGAAAUUCACUGGGGUGUGUUCAUAUAUGUACAUAGGAAUGUUAUGUCAGAUUCAUUCCACUGUCUUUCCCAUUCCUAUCCCACCUCCUUUCCCUUCAUUUCACUUUGUCUAAUCCAUUGAACUUCUACUCUUUCCCUCCCUACCCUUAUUAAUUCUUUUCUAGGGGACUAUCUGAGAAAUACUUCAGAACAACAUGUGACCUCACAGAAGCUGCUGGCAUGUCCUUCUCUGCAGAAUCCUUGUUUCUGAAUAUGUUUAAGAAAAUUUCUUAAAGGAAAAAAAUUUGACUCAAAAGUUACCUGUUUGCCAUAGAAAUUGGUGUCUCCCCUGAAAGAUGAUCGAGAACCAGUGAAUGAGAACAUUGGCAAAGGCACUGGAAUAGGGACAUUCACUCCCACCUAAAAGCAGAACAAAUCUACAUCAAAUACUAAGCAAAGAACUCAAACUAUAGACUCUCUAUUUAGAAGCAUAAAAACAAAGACGGAUUUAUUUUUCUUUUUUAAAAAAUCAAUUUAUAUUUUAUGGGGUUUUUUUUGGGGGGGAGUGGGUGGUAUUUAUUUUUUUGAGAGACCAUUUUAAAUUGCUAGCUUCCAUCCCAUUCUUCACUCUAUGAACUUUUAUUACUGAGGAAGAAAUGGAGCAUUGUGGAAGAUUAAAGGGACAACCUUUAUAGAAGCUGCAAUGACUGAUCACUGUCUACUGUCUCCUCUUAGGAAUCCCUAAGAGCUGUGAGAAUCUACAAACCUGUCCCACAUCGACCAGGUGGGAAUAUUUCCGAGCAGUGGCUCCAUUGGUGGUGAAGAUGGCAGUUCCAUUUCCAUAAGGGUUGUCGUUUACGAUCUUGAUGGCUUCAUCUAAUGUUUCUGUCUCCAGAACCACAAGAACUGGACCAAAAAUCUCUUCUUUGUAACAGGUCAUAUUUGGCUGUCAGGAAUGAUCAAUCCAGAAAAGAAGUGAGCUCUUUGGAUUCUAUGUAUUUUAUACUCAACCUGGUAAUUUUACUUACUACCCACUAGUUUACGUAGAAUUCUUUCAUGUUAGCAAUCUCUUUCCAUUUUUAAAUUACUUAUUAAAAACUCUGUUCCAUCUUCCAAACUAUCAACAUAUAGACAACCUGAAAUUCCUAUUAAUUAUAACCACACUCUGUACUUUUAGUUCCCACAACUCAUCACUAGCUUCCUUUGUAAUAGCUGUACAACUUGUUUCAUACAAUUGUUAUGUUACCAAAAAGUUACAUGAAAAUUUUUUUAUAAAUCAAAUAUAUAUAAAAUAUCAGAUUAUUUUGUUUACAGAAAGCCUGUGCUAAGUUCUCUGAAACAAAAACACUCCAUUCCCACUUAUCCUUUACCUCCAAAAUUUAACUAUGUACAUUUAUAUUUUGAUAUUGUGUCAUAUAUAAAAACACCUAAAACAACCUUCACCACUACACCUAAUCAGCUGUGUUUAUUGUUGAUAAGUGGGUUUUUCUUCUAUCAUUCUGUGGCAAGAGACUUCAUAGUUUCUACCACACUUACAUUCAAUUCUUGGUUAUUUAGGAUUGUAAUGACAAUAUGUGAAUUUCAAAAAAGGUUCCUAACUUCACUUUAGUCAUGAAUGUCAGCUGAGAGACUUUCAGAGUUUUGAUAAAUAAAAACUGACAGACCACUUCUUUUUGACUUUCUCGUGAAGAUGUAGCUAAAUUUUGGGCCCAGAGUAGUUAUACCCAAUUGAGUAGUCGAUACAGAGAUUGAGACAUUGCAAUAGCUAUGAGGUAGGUUGCAAGAAGGAAGAGAAAAGUUACACUAAAUAAGGAACCAGUAUAGUAUAAGACAAGGGUUGACAAACAAGUACCUGUGGGCCAAAUAUAGAUACUAUCUGUUUUUGUAUAGGUCAUAAGCUAAGAAUGGUUUCUACUUUUUUUUUUUUGAAUUGGGGAUUGAACUCAGGGGCACUCAACCAUGGAGUCACAUGCUCAGCCCUAUUUUGUAUUUUAUUUAGAGAUAGGGUCUCACUGAGUUGCUUAGUACCUCACCGUUGCUGAGGCUGGCUCUAAACUCACAAUCUUCCUGAGCUGCUGGGAUUACAGCAAACACCACCGUGCCCAGCUCUACAUUUUUAAAUGGUUGAAAAAAAAUCAAAAGACUACUUCAUGACAUGUAAAAUGAUACAAAAUUCAAAUGUAUGUCCAUAAAUAAAGUUUUAUUGGAAUACAGCCACAUAAUGCUGAUUUCCCAUUACAAGUCAGAAUUGAGUAAUUGUGACAGAGAUUAUAUAUUUCUGAAAAGCUGAAAAUAUCUAGCUCUUCAUGGAAAGUGGCCUGGAUGGGGCUCAGGAGAGGAGACUCCAAAUUAAAAUAAGUGAACAAUCCCGGCCAGACUUGAGGUCUUAAUCAUUAAAUGUCUUCAUUUAUAAACCAGAAGGAAAGCUUCCAUAGCCUCUAAGAUUCCUUCAGCUUUCAUAUUUGUGAAAUGAUUGAGUUGUUCACCUUGACAUUUGAGAUGAUGGUUGGUCCAACAAAGUUACCAUUUUCAUAACCUUUCACUUUAAUUUUUCGCCCAUCCAGAAGGAUGGAAGCUCCCUCCUUUGUUCCACUAUCAAUCAGAUUACAGACUCGCUCUUUGGCCUGGGGAGUGAUCAGAGGGCCAAGAUCAGCUCCAGGC
Messenger RNA from Marmota monax (woodchuck), 10814 nucleotides. RefSeq names its product basal body orientation factor 1 (gene Bbof1). Bases 151 to 1743 code for a protein of 530 amino acids. NCBI's taxonomy places the organism in Eukaryota, Metazoa, Chordata, Mammalia, Rodentia, Sciuridae. The record is from RefSeq and is a predicted model, not a curated record. The transcript has 11 exons.